AUAAAAUGAUGGCCCCCUGUUUCUACUUUCUACGGGUCCCUCCAAUUGGAUUCUACCCCACCACUUUUUCCGCUGGGUCGCAUUCGUAGAUCGGGAGCCAUGGCGAGAUCGCCGGGCGCAAUCAUGGCGCUGAUGUUUAUUCUCAUGGCUGCGGCGGCGGCGGGGGAGCUCUCGCGGCUCGAACACGAUUUGAAGAACGAUGGAUCGCUUAAGAUCCUUGUGGUUGGAGAUUGGGGGAGAAAAGGAACGUACAAUCAAUCGGAAGUCGCAACCCAGAUGGGAAUGAUUGGGGAGGAACUUGACAUAGAUUUUGUAAUAUCUACUGGGGAUAAUUUCUACGAGGACGGCCUAACCGGCGUCGACGACAAAGCAUUUGAGGAGUCAUUUUCCAAUAUAUACACUGCAAAGAGUUUACAGAAGCCAUGGUACCUCGUUCUUGGGAAUCAUGACUACAGGGGAGAUGUGCUGGCACAAUUAAAUCCUGUUCUUCAAAAGAUUGAUAGCAGAUUUAUUUGCAUGAGAUCUUUCAUUGUCAAUACAGAUAUUGUGGAUUUCUUUUUCGCGGACACAACUCCAUUCCAACUGAAGUAUUGGACCGAUCCAGAAGAUGAUCACUACGAUUGGAGGGGAGUUGCACCGCGCGAAACUUACAUCUCUAAUCUCUUGAAGGAUUUGGAUUCUGCUCUGAAAGCAUCAACAGCAACAUGGAAGAUUGUGGUGGGGCACCACACAAUGAGGAGUGUAAGCGAGCAUGGCGACACCGAGGAGCUUCUGCAGUUACUUCUUCCCAUCCUCAAGGCAAAUGGCGCGGACAUGUACAUCAAUGGGCAUGAUCAUUGCCUUGAGCACAUUAGCAGCAAUGACAGUCCGAUCCAAUACUUUACGAGCGGAGGGGGUUCAAAGGCCUGGAGGGGCACGUUCACGCCUAACUCCGACACGCUGCGAUUCUUCUACGACGGGCAAGGGUUCAUGUCCCUUCAACUGACCAAGGCCAAGGCCGACAUCGUAUUCUACGAUGUAUUUGGAAGCGUACUGUACCAAUGGAGCAUGACCAAAUUUAGCAAUCAGAUUCUGCAAUUUCCAAUGUAGGAAGAAGAAAGAAAAAGAGACAUUUUAGUGUGGCCACCAGCAGUUCAUGUAAAUAUAUGUAUAUAUAUAUAUAUAUCAUAUUAGCAAUUUAGAAUUGAAGUAGGAUUUAAACUUGGUGGUGCAUAUAUAUAGAGUGUGACACCCAGAAUGUUGUUAAUUUGUCGGGUGAUUGCUAUAUUAGUAUUCAAAAACAAAAAGGAAAUGGGGGUCAUAUAUACCCAUGGACUAAUCCUAUAAAUCAUAUUUUUAUGCUUCAGACAUUGUACUACUGCUUAUGAAAUGAAUGAUCUUGUUCUAGACUUA
Ananas comosus (pineapple) is the source of this 1392-nucleotide messenger RNA. Its product is annotated as purple acid phosphatase 3-like. Lineage: Eukaryota; Viridiplantae; Streptophyta; Magnoliopsida; Poales; Bromeliaceae. The transcript is spliced from 8 exons. Bases 100 to 1089 code for a protein of 329 amino acids. The record is from RefSeq and is a predicted model, not a curated record. Gene Ontology annotation, molecular function: ferric iron binding; ferrous iron binding; acid phosphatase activity.